CCUUAAACUGAUGAGUAAGGAAAAUAACGACGCGGGGUGACGCCCGUGUCCUCGUAACAAUUGCGAGAUGAAUUUUUGAAAGGGCAUAGGUCUACCUGUUGAGGUGACUCGCUUACUUCGCGAGAUGCCUCGCAGGAUUAGGACCUUUCCCCGAAACCCUCUUAUGUGAAAUGUAACAACCGAUCGAUCUUACGAAGAAAAGAAAGCACACGGUAAUGUGGCCUAGUCGGUAAUUUUGUUCCCUCCGCGACUUUACAAUUUUUAUAGGCUAAUUAAAUCGGAGUCCCCGACAUAUAACACAGCUUGAUCAAAUCAUUUCUAAAGCAGGAGACACUCGUGAGCGCAUAAUGAAGUGCCUCGGUACCCAUGAGCCUUUGCGACAAAUUGUCACAACAAGUAGGUUUAGUUCCAUAAACAUCGUUAUCGGUCAAUGAAAAAGCAUGCAACAUGUUAUUCUUAAAGACAGUUUUGCCGUGUAUAAAUAAAUAAUAAUACAAUUGACUGUUGUCAUCAAGCCAACUCACGAAACCGUGACAGAGAGUACCUGGACACUGUCACUACAGCGGUGGUUGCAACCCUUGUUACUUUGAACCUUAAACCAGUAAGCCAGAACAACAGAAACACGGUAUAAUGACUGUGUCCUCGUGUCAAGGUAGAGAGCGACUUUAUGAAAUGGGCACGGGCCUUCCUGUUGAAGUGAUUCGCUUACGUCGCGAGAUUCCUCGCAGGAUUGGAACCUGCCCCGACACCCUCAGCUGUACAAUAACUGAUCUUGUCUAGAAUAAGAAAAAUAAAUGGGUUUACUCCAUGUCUAAACAUGUAACAUUGGCAAAUCAAACCGCAGUCCCCAAUAUUUCACGCAGCUUGAACAAAUCAUUUCUUUUCAAGAGUAAUAGAAUUGUGAGAAAUGAAAACCACCAUCUAGUCCAACCAAAUUGGGCCUAACACAGAUUUUCCUAAAUAUAAUAAUGGGCCUUAAUAUAUACAUAAGGUGUGCACACAGUUUCGUUACAGCCAGUAUUAUACACGAGAAUCUGACAAUAAAAACGGUAUGACUCAGUAAGACUACAAGUCCCAGCAUGCAGCGGGGCCGGCGCAGAUCCAACCUGCGAGGUCUGCGUGUGGGUGCUCUCGAGCUCUUCAUCUCAGCUGCUUCACGUCGCUGCCUCUCGGAUCCGCGAAGUCCGUCCGAGGAGAAAUGGCUGCGGCGCUGUCCCGUGCUCUCAAGCUGCCCGGGAAGAAGGGCUCAGAGCUUGGGGAGUACGACCCUCUCACCCAAGCAGACAGCGAGGACGAGAGCGAAGAGGACGAUCUCGUGCUCAACUACCCCAGAAAUGGCCUCGGCAGGGACAGCUGCCUUGGUGGCCGGUCGGGAAGACUCGUAGUGGCCAACGACGAGGCACAGGAGGACGACGAGGACGACGAGGUCGAGUGGAGAGAGCGGCUCCCCAGCAAAUGCAGGCAGGACAGAGACAAUGUGAAAGGCCCGGCAUACUGGGGCCACAGGGACUCGGGCAGGGACAGGGCGGGGGAGGACAAAGGGGGGCCUUGUCCACUCGGGGGCACCGGGCUGGGGGUUCACAGUACGGAGGCAGAGGCGAAGAAGCUGAGGAUGAAGAACGCUAUCCGAAGUGCGUUGUUCUUGGUGCCUCUGGUUUGUGCCAUGCUGGUCGUGCUGCUAUGCGCUUUCCUGAUUCCUUGCCAGAAAGGAGAGCUGGAGAAGCGGCCUCAGUGGGAGAGAGCCCUGGGAGAUGCAGGAGGUGUCGCUCCACCCGCGCUGGCGUUGUGGGACGUCGACGGUGAUUCGGUGGAGGAUGUGAUCCUCGGCGUCGCUGAGUGGACCAACGACACCCGUCCCACACAACGGAGCAAAAUUUACAGUGCCGUGGCGCUGUCUGCUGUCAGCGGCCGGGUGCUGUGGAGGAACGUCCUGUCGGAGUCUAUGAUGUACAUCCAGUGUGGUCUGCAGUUCAGCUCCCAGCCGUCCUCCGUGUGUCUCCUCAUCAGCAAAUACGUCCUCACGGCAGUCAAUGGCACCACAGGGAAGAAUUUGACGUCAGUCCAGCUCAAGAACAUUGAAUCCCAGGCGGUGCUACUUCCAGACCUGCAGGGCGACUCAGUCCCGGAUCUGCUCAUUGCAACACUGCCUGCAGAUGAGGCUUUGGAUCUCUCCCUGACCUUGAUCUCUGGGCUGACGGGGGCUCAGCUUGGACUUCCCGUGCCGUUCAACCUCACCGGACAGGGAAAGCUGAUUGGCCCUCUGCUGCACGAGACACAGAAAGGGGCAUAUUACAUCCUCUUCGGACUGGGCAAUGUGGAGGCCAUCUCUCUGCGUGACAUUUACAUCCGCGCCACUGGCAAAAUUCCCAUGACGCAGGCGCUUAGAAUUAAGGAUCCAAAGUGGGAGGAACUAAGGAAAACCAACUCCUCCUCCUUCAUAGACAUUUACAGAGGAUCCGAGCCCGUGGAGUUCAUGCUUCCUCUCGUGGCGGGAUUUGGCAACAACCGCAACAGCCUGGACUCUGUUUCAAACCUGAACUCCAGCAGGAGCGACUGGGUGCUGGUGUACGGCUCCAGCAAACUGUCAGUGCUCAGACAGCGGGACAUGCGUAAGAAAUGGACCUUCAACUCACCACCUAUUCACAGCCAACCAGCCCCGGGACACUUCAAUGAUGAUGGAAUACUUGAUCUUUUCUUUCAGCAUUCAGCGAAUGGUAUUAUGCAGGCACAAGUCGUCGAUGGAGCAACUGGGCACAUCCUCUGGUCGGCAGAGUUUGUGUGUCCUCGCCUUGUUUUGCAAACUUCUGCAAUUUACACUUCAACUGGCCAAUCAGCGUUCCUCUUCUGGGCUAGCGAACCAAUCAAUGUGCAGAAGAACGUUACCAAGACAACUGUGGCGCCAGGUGUUGCUGCAGCAGAGCCUCUCAUCAGAAAACUCUUCCUGCUGCACCCUGCAUAUCCCACAAUCCUGCUGGAGCUCACUAGCACCACAGACACCACGGUCACCUCUGCGGUGAGUUAUGAGGAGCAUCAGAAGGACGCCUCCUACAUCACCGUCUCCUCCCGGCCCACGCCAGACUCAGGGCCCAGCGCACGGAUAGUCAAGAGCAUGAGCCUCAGAGCGGCGAUCACCAAAGGACAAAUUGUCCGACUGGGGGAGAGCAACAAGACAGGCGCACAAAUCAAACCCGGCGUGUUUGAGGUCAACAAGUUCUUCAGGCGUCUGUCCUUCAGACGUCAGUAAUGGGUUUGCCACUGCUGCCAUGCCCCGUGUGACACGAAACGGUACAACUAAGAAGGGUCUCGUGUGUGGAUGAAACGGAUACGAGCUGUGGAUGGCUCUGCACCAGGAGGCACUUAAGAAUCCAUUUCAAUUUCUUUUACUUGACAAAGAGAUUUCUUUGCUACAUACAAAAAAAGGUUAAUUUGUAUGUAGAGAUUUUGUUUUGCAUUCCUUUUGGUUUGGAUUGUGUUAUGUUGUACAGUGAAAAUGCUUAUUUAAACUAUUUAACUUGCAUAUAGGGACAUCUGUAAAAAAUUGAAUUGAAUGUUUUAUGAUCUUGUGGACUUGAUGGGUGAAGUUUCACUUUGUACUGCAGUUUGCUGCUGACUUAAGAUGAAAGAUGACUCUAAAUGUGUUUACAGUAUGCACUACUUCUUUAACUCUUCCAAGGCCAGUACAUUCAUGUGGCGUCUUCCUCCCAGUCACAUGCAGUUUGUCAUUAUAGCCACUAAUAGUGUUCUUUCACCAACUUUACUAGUAUAGGAAGUGUGUAAAUAUUUAAUGCUGUACAGUAUUUAUUGAUUUGCUUAUUUUAUCUUUUUUUUGUUGUUGUUUGAUUUAUCCUGUCAGAUUUUGUAUGAUUAUAUUAUUAACCACUGCUCGUUUUCUCUGAUCAUGUGGCUGCUAAGAAGUAUGGCAUUAUAAAGUGUAAGCUGCAACUUCACAUAUUGCAAGAGAAUAUCAUGAACAAUGA
Molecule: messenger RNA, 3977 nt
Organism: Scophthalmus maximus (turbot)
Lineage: Eukaryota; Metazoa; Chordata; Actinopteri; Pleuronectiformes; Scophthalmidae
Gene: fam234b
Product: family with sequence similarity 234 member B
Exons: 13
Coding region: 1199-3244 (681 amino acids)
Source: RefSeq, a predicted model, not a curated record